GUAAUUUCAGAGUAAUUUUACAGCAUAUUUUGCCCAAUAAAAUUCGUUAAGUCGAAAACCUCUCCUCACAUAUUAAUUAUCCCAGUUCUCUGCCACGGCUGCGCUAAAUCUUCGUAUACAGUGGAUCAUUUUUAGCGCUGUUGAUUUUCUCUGAACACAAAAAUGACCACUCCAAAUCCAGCACUAAUUAAUCCAAGUCCAUCAUACAACUGGGACUAUUCAUGGAUUGUGGGAAGUGCGUUCGUCGUUGCAUUUUUUACGGCUUUUACGAUGGGCGCCAACGAUGUGGCCAAUUCAUUUGGUACCGCUGUCGGUUCCCGUGCCUUGACUUUACGCACUGCGUGCAUACUGGCCAUUGUUUUUGAAACAUCAGGAGCAAUACUGCUUGGAACCUACAUGACGAGCUGGAAGGACACCGUUGACCUUUCCGUCUACAGGGGAAACGAACGCGUGCUGCUUUUUGGAGAAAUUAGUUCCUUGGUCGGCACAGCAAUGGUUUUGCUCGUUGCGACUCUGCUAAGAAUCCCAGUGUCCGGAACCCAUGCAAUGGUCGGUGCAACGGUCGGGUUUUCGCUGGUAAAAGUGGGUCCAAAUGGAGUCUAUUGGUUGCGACUGUUGCGAAUUGUUGCUUCAUGGUUUAUCUCGCCGCUACUUGCCGGAACGUUUUCCGGUGCUUUGUAUGUCCUUAUUCAGCGAUUCAUCAUAAGCACCGAUCACCCAAAAGAGCGCGGACUGGCGGCGAUGCCGUUUUUAUACGGCAUUACCAUUUUUAUAAACUUUUCUAGCCUUUUUCUCGACGGAAAGCUCAUGCCCGGCGUGAUAGAAAAAAUUCCUUGGUGGGGCUCGCUGAUAAUCAGCACUGGAUUAGGCCUAAUAACAGCCUUCGUAGUGUAUUUUUUCUUUGUUCCAUGGCAGCGGAAGAAAAUAGAAGAUCACCUCAUAGAAAUCAGGACAAGAGAAUUCGUGUCACUACGCCAGCGCAGUCUGUCCAUGGGCGACAUUGAAGAAGCUCUGUGUUCAGAAGUAGCAACCAUGGACGAGCCGAGUACCACCAGUGACACUACGACAGACUUUGGUGGAUGUCCCGAUGCAGCGGUAAACCGUUGGUCACGCCAAAGUCAUAACAGGAGAUCUUCACUGAAACGGCAUCGUCAUCGUACCAGACAGCUGUCUAAGAAAAGUUUACGAAGCAUCAGUGAUUUUGAGCGGGAAGAGUUUCUUGCCGAAAUGGGAAUGUUGCACGCCGGUGAUAAAAUGCCAUCGCUUCUGGAAGCGUCUCCGUCGCAGCCUGGACAAGAUUCGGAAACGAAUUCCGCCAGAAGCGACGGCAUCACCAUGACCGUUGUUUCAGCGGUCACCGUGACAUCACCGACACCAACUGGCAUGCUGACCUCGGUCGCUGCGGAUGAAAGCAUCGAAGUGCUUUCAGACAAUAUCAGUGAAGGGGCGGCAAAAAAUGACACAGAUGCAAGGGAUGCCAACGAGUCAGAGGCAUUAAGUGAAUUCGCUAUGAAACCUUCACAGACUGAAUCCACCAUCACGACGCUUACUGAGGCCCAACUACGGAGUAAUAACCGCAAAAUUAGGCCUCUGCUGAACUGCUGCAGUGAUGCUCGCGCGUGCAUAAAAGAACGGCCGGUGUCCCGUCGCAGCAGCUUUUUCCACGAUGAUCAACCGGAAACCGCGCCGAUAUUUUCCUAUUUGCAAAUUGUAACUGCCACUUUUAUCGCUUUUGCGCACGGGGGCAACGAUGUGUGUAAUACGGUGGGACCACUCGUUGAGAUUUGGGCAAUUUUCACGUACGACCGAAUCGGUGAUGAAAACCAGCCGAACAUCUGGCUCCUGUGUUUCGGCGGCCUAAGCAUUUCCGCUGGCCUUUGUUGUCUUGGCCGUCGGGUCAUCGAAACCAUCGGAACGACCUUGUCACCUGUUCUGCCCAGCAGUGGAUUCUGCGUCGGACUGGGUACGGCGUCGACGGUGAUGCUGGCCUCGAAGGUUGGCAUACCGAUUAGCACGACGCACUGCAUUGUGGGAUCUGUAAUUAUUGUCGGGCUGCUGCAGUGCCGCAAAGAAGUCAACUUGAGGUUGUUUGGCUGGAUCGCAGGGGGAUGGCUCAUUACACUGCCGUUAUCAGCAGCUUUUGGUGCUGCUAUGAUGGCACUGCUUCUUUAUAGUGCCUGAGUAAAAACGCAUCCAAAACUACACAUUUGCGUUUCAAAUUUUACUGCACCAUAAUUAUACGAGUGUGGAUUUCGAUAUAAUGUUUUUGUACAAACGAACUAAAACAAUUCUUAACACAUUUGUAUACAAUACUUAUCCACAUUUGUACACACCGACCGAAUA
Messenger RNA from Paramacrobiotus metropolitanus, 2343 nucleotides. RefSeq names its product sodium-dependent phosphate transporter 1-A-like. The record is from RefSeq and is a predicted model, not a curated record. Gene Ontology annotation, biological process: phosphate ion transmembrane transport. The transcript has 9 exons. The coding region runs from base 163 to 2181 and encodes 672 amino acids. Lineage: Eukaryota; Metazoa; Tardigrada; Eutardigrada; Parachela; Macrobiotidae. Gene Ontology annotation, molecular function: phosphate transmembrane transporter activity. Gene Ontology annotation, cellular component: membrane.